Hemicordylus capensis (graceful crag lizard) is the source of this 6097-nucleotide messenger RNA. It is a transcript of the gene CD40, whose product is annotated as CD40 molecule. Gene Ontology annotation, cellular component: CD40 receptor complex; external side of plasma membrane. Bases 1 to 1254 code for a protein of 417 amino acids. The record is from RefSeq and is a predicted model, not a curated record. Gene Ontology annotation, molecular function: antigen binding; signaling receptor activity; protein binding. Gene Ontology annotation, biological process: B cell activation; CD40 signaling pathway; immune response-regulating cell surface receptor signaling pathway. The transcript has 9 exons. NCBI's taxonomy places the organism in Eukaryota, Metazoa, Chordata, Lepidosauria, Squamata, Cordylidae.
AUGCCAAGAGGGAAGCACACCUCAGGGAGCCCUCGCGCCACCCGGGAAGCGCCCAGCUCCGCAGCCCCGUCCGCUUCUCCCCGCAGGAGCCGGCGCGCUGGGCGCUGCCGCGGCUGCCGGGCCUCUCCGGCGGGAGCGCAGCGAGCGCGCGCCUGGACCCAGCGCCCGGCGCAGCUGGCGGCGGCCCGGACUUGGUCGCGAGUGUCCCGCCCGGCGCAGUGCUGCUGCUGCGGCGAGCUCGGCGCCCACGAGGCCGGGCUGGGCUGGCGGGGGCUGGGCUGGCCGUGGGGCCGCCCCCCGAGAGGGCUCCUCCUCGCUUCGCUGGGCGGGGAGCGCUUAAAGGGCGAGCCGUCGGCGGAGCCAGCAGCAAAGCGCAGCGGGGAAGCGAUGGGGCGCCGCUGCUGCUGCUGCUGGCGGCUGGGCUGCUUCUCGGCGUGGGCUGCCUGCGCCCUCCUGGCGGGUCUGGCUCUGGAGCAGGGGCAGAAAUGCGGCUCGACUCGGUAUGAGCACGAGGGCAGGUGCUGCGACAAAUGCCCCCCAGGUGAAAGGGUGGCCGCUGACUGUUCCGAGGGGGUGCUGACCCUCUGUGUGCCGUGCAAGGCCCACCACUUCCAGGGCGACUGGACCCAGGAGAAGGAGUGCAUCCCGCACCGCGAUUGUCAUAACAAUCUGGCCGUGCACAUCGCUGGGGACGCCACGCAGAACACCGAGUGCCGGUGCAAGAACGGCACCCACUGCUCCAGCCAGGAGUGCCUGACCUGCCGGAAGAACAACCUCUGCGGCCCGGGCAAAGGGGUCCAGCAGGAAGCCACCAGCACCAGCGACACAGUCUGCGAGGAUUGUCCUCACGGCUACUUCUCCAGCAUCUUGUCUGCCACAGCUCCGUGCCAACCGUGGAGCAGCUGUGAGGCCAGCAGGCUCGUCAAGAAGGCAAACGGAACGCGCGAGUCAGAUGUCGUGUGUGGUGACCUCCCAACCUCAGAAGAAAGGAAGAGAAUUGUGCUGACUGUGGUUUUGAUCUCCUUUGCUGUGCUUGCGGGGAGCAUUGGACUCUUGGUCUGGCAUCGGACUUGCAGGGAGCGGAGGAAGCUGCGUCUGGAUGAGGACCCCCAGGCACUUCCCGCGCAGAAGCCCGCCGAGGUGGACGAAGACGAGUUCUCUGCCUUGCCCGUACAAGAGACGCUGCCCGGAAGCCAGCCGGUGGCCCAGGAGGACGGCAAGGAGAGCCGCCUCGCAGAGCAGGAGCGGCCCUGAAGGGCCUCGGAGUCGGCUGCAAGGCUACGGGGCUGCCUCUCUGCCCGGAUCCUCCGGGCUCCUCUUCCACCAGCGGUGGCCUGUGGCCCCCCCCCCCCGGCUCUCCUGUUCAAAGCCCCCCUGGCCGCUUGCCUCUCUUGGGCAGAGCCGCCUCUUUCCUCAAGUGGCCAGAAAGGCCUGCAGGGAAAGGGAAGGGGGGGGCAGAGGGGAGGCCUCUGGGUGGCCGAGCCCAGCUGCACCAGCACCAGCACCUCUGCUCAAGCCCAGCAAGCCGGGAGCCCAGAAAGACUUGCCAUCUCCGAGGAGCCUCCCUGCUCUUCUCUGCUUCGUCUAGACCUCCUGCCUAUCGCUGGCCAGCCUGUGGCAUCUGUCAAGCAACUGUACAGCUUGGGGGGGGGGGAUCUCUCUGCCCCCCCCCCGCCGAGCAUGCUCUUGGGCCCGGGGGUUGGCUCGCCUCCCUGGGCGCCAGGUGACCUCGCUCCCCAGCCAGUCUGACUGCACCAGUAGCCGCUGGGAUGGUUGGGUGGAGCUCGUUCCAGGGCUGCGCGUGGCCGGCUCUCGGAGGGGCUGGCAAGUGGCACAAGGCAGCCGCGGGGGCGAGAUUCCGAAGGGCUGCCGCUCUGCCGUGGGGCUCUUGCCUCCGGGGCCGUCUCUCCUGCCAGGGCGCCCCCUUGCCAGCUCCGCUGGGUCGCUUCCCUUGGCCUGGUGAGAGUGAGGCUUCUUGUGCACGAGCUUCGUAAUUUCCUUGCCUUCCCCAACGGCAAUUAAUGCAUUUGUGGCUGGCUUGUGCAAGCGCCACCUGCCCGCCCGGCCACACCCAGGUCCCAGAGCUCGCCACGUCUUGCUGCCAUCCCCUCUUGGCAGUAGGGCAGGACGCUGCCUGAACCCCCUAAGUAGGGGUGGGACAUUCAGCCCCUUGGCCAGGAAUUGUCUGGUGCCAAAGGAAGACCCCCCACCCCAGCCCCACAACACCCCCCCCCCACACACAAGCAAGCCAUGUAAGUUGUGUGCUGCCAGAGCAGGUGACCAGUCUAAAACCCACCGUAGUUUUCUAGCUCCUAAUAAAAUGCUGGUCUCCUGACCAAAAAGGAUCAGUGUCCACAGGUGACAACUUCCUUCUUCUUCUUCUGGGAAGAAAAAAAAAAUAGAAUGCAUCUGGCUCUUUCAUUCUACCUUUCUUCUGGCCUGCCUCCUGAUCAGGAGGCUGGUUUCUCAGGGUUGCCACGAGAGUUGGCCACGUAAGAAGCCUGGAGGCUGCUGCUCUUUGUCCUCCAAGAGGAAGUGAGUCAGUGAGUCAGUCUCGGUUCCAGCGGAUCAUGGCCUCUCCCUGAGCUCAUCCCUAUCAGGAAGGAGCCCUUGAGUCCCGCCCUAGUUGAGGGGGACCUGCAAGGAUGGAGAGGCGGCAGCCUCUUGUGCCCACCGUCUGGAAGGGGGAAGUGUGUGUGUGUUUGUGUGUGUGUGUGUGCGCACGCUGCUCUGGUCCCAGCUGCCCCUCCCACUCCGGGUCCAGGCCAGUAGCUGCCUACAACAGUUGAUCGGAUCUGCUUUCCAGGCCUGGGAGGUUCCUCCCGUGCGUGCAAGAAGCAGGGAUGGCCAGAGAGGCUCCAGGGCCCCCCUUGAUGGGCUGGAUGAGGGAGAAUAAACUGUAGCUGAAUCCAGAUAAGACGGAGGUACUUAGUGUGUGGGGUCAGAACUCCAGAGACGAUCUUGAUCUACCUGUUCUAGAUGGGGUCACACUGCCUCAAAAGGAACAGGUUCGCAGUCUGGGAGUACUUCUGGAUCCUCCCUGGUUUCUCAGGUUGAGGCAGUGGCCAGGGGUGCUUUCUAUCAGCUCCGGCUGAUAUGCCAGCUCUGCCUGUUUCUCGAGAUCAAUGACCUCAAAACUGUGGUGCAUCUGUUGGAAACCUCCAGACUUGACUUCUGUAAUGCGCUCUACGUGGGGCUGCCUUUGUACAUAGUCCGGAAACUCCAGUUGGUUCAGAACGCGGCAGCCAGGUUGGUCUCUGGGUCAUCUCGGAGAGACCAUGUUACUCCUUUACUGAUGGAGUUACACUGGCUGCCAGUAGGUUCCUGGACAAAAUAUAAAGUGCUAGUCAUAACUUACAAAGCCCUAAACAGCUUAGGUAUUUAAGAGAGCAUCUUCUUCACUACAAGCCCCACCACCCAUUGAGGUCAUCUGAGGAGGUCCGUUUCCAGUUGCCGCCAACUCGUUUGGUGGCUACACAGAGACGGGCCUUCUCAGUUGCUGCCCCAAGAUUGUGGAAUGCGCUCCCUGCUGAGAUACAAUCCUCCCCAUCUCUGGCAGUUGUCAAAAAACACCUGAAAACCCAUCUUUUCACCCAAGCUUCCUCAGCUUUUUGAAUUUUUUAAGGUUUUAAUCUCUGGUUUAUUUUAAAUUGUUAAAUUGUUUUAAGUUUUUGUAUGUGUUUUUAACUUGUUUUAUGCUAUAGUUAACCGCCCAGAGAGUAAAGUUUGGGGCGGUGUACAAAUUUGAUAAAUAAAUAAAAAAUAAAUAACAGGGAUGCCCCACCUGGGCCAGAGUUCUCCCAUCUGCAUGGCUCUCAACUUCCUCCUUGGCAGCCGUUCGCCAGAUGUGAAUCCCAGGCAGGCGCAGCCGUGAAUCCGCACAGCCUGCAGUCUCUAAAGAGAAAAGCUAGUUGGGCCUGGGGGUGGGGGUGAGGGCUUGGGGAGAGAGAGCGGGUCUGUUUGGCCCGGCCAGACUGGGGGCAGCUGGGCCUGGCCCUCCACACUGGUCCGAGGCGUCCGUCCUUGCUGAGCGCGUCAGACCUGGGGCCGUUGGGGCGGGGGGGGGGGGGGUGUUGCUGGCCAACGGCAGCUGCGGGCCCAAGACGGAGAGCCCCUCGAGGACACGGUCCAGGGAUGACAUCUGGCCUGCAGCUGAGGGGGCCUGUCUGUCCCCAAAGAGCACGGUUGCCUGUUGCUCUCCUCUGUGGACCGCCCUGCGCACAGACUUCUGCCAAGUCAGCCCGCGGCUCCCUGCGGCUCUGCAUGGCCUCUCCUGGCUGGCUGGCAGCAGCGCUCUCAAGGCUCCAGGCAGGAGCCACUCCCAGCCCUUCCUGCGGAGAGGUUGCUGCCAGGGAACGAGCCGCUCCCCUUGUGCAUGCAAAGAGAUGCUCCACCAGCGUGCCGCAGCCUCAUUCCCUCAGGGGAAUACCUUGUAGCAGGCAGUGCUCACGUGUAGUCACCCAUCCAAAUGGCAGCCCCAGGGCAGCCCCAGCUUAGCAAAGGGGGCAAUUCCUUCUUGCUCCCACAAGACAUCGGCCCUUUAGGGAACAGUGACCACAGUGCCAUCCAAUUCGGGAUACACGCGGGGAGGGAAUCAGCAAGGAAAUCUAACACGGACAUUUUGAAUUUCAGAAGAGGAAACUUCUCCAAAAUGAGGAGUAUGGUGAAAGGAAAGCUGAAAGGGAAAGCCAGGAGAGUCACUUCGCUCCAGAGUUCAUGGAGUUUACUCAAAACCACAAUACUAGAAGCCCAGUUAGAUUAUACACCCAAAAGGAGGAAAGAUACCACUAAGUCCAGGAGGAUGUCAGCAUGGCUAAUGGGUACCGUCAAGGAAGCCAUAAAAGGGAAGAAGACUUCCUUCCAAAAUUGGAAGGCCUGUCCAAACGAAGAGAACAGAAAGGAACACAAACUCUGGCAAAAGAAAUGCAAGGCGACAAUAAGGGAGGCGAAAUGAGAGUUUGAGGAACAUUUAGCUAAAAGCAUCAGGGGGAAUAACAAAAACUUCUUUAAAUAUAUCAGAAGCAGGAAACCUGCCAGGGAGGCGUUUGGACCAUUAGACAAUGAGGGAGUGAAAGGGAUUAUUAAGGAGGAUAUGGAGGUUGCAGAGAAGCUGAAUGAGUUCUUUGCGUCCGUCUUCAUGGCAGAGGAUACUGAGCAUAUACCUGUUCCUGAAACAGGCUUUUCGGGAAUGGAGGCUAAAGAAAUGAGUCAGAUAGAAGUGACGAUGUCUGGAAAAACUGAAAACUAACAAAUCGCCAGGGCUGGAUAGCAUCUAUCCAAGUCCUCAAAGAACUCAGAUGUGAAAUUGCUGACUUCCUUGCUAAAAUAUAUAACUUAUCCCUGCAAUUGGGCUCUGUACCAGAGGACUGGAAAGUAGCAAAUGUAACAUCGAUUUUCAAAAAGGGAUCUGGGGCGAUCCAGAAAAUUACAGGCAGAUCUGGCCACAUUUACCCAUGCCUUAGUUACGUCAUGGCUGGAUUACUGUAAUGCACUCUAUGUAGGGCUGCCCUUGAAGAAUAUCCAGAAACUGCAGCUAGUGCAAAAUGCGGCAGCUAGGACUUUAUCUUUUAUUUUAUGCCUGCUGGGAUCACAUUACACCCAUUUUGAAAGAGCUGCACUGGCUGCCAGUUCAUUUCCGGGUCCAAUUCAAGGUGCUGGUUUUGACCUUUAAAGCCCGUAACGGUUUGGGCCGAGGAUACCUGAGGGACCACCUGCUUCCAAGGGUUGCUGCCCGCUUGAUGAGCUCAUCUGAGGGGGCUCUGCUCCGGGUGCCAUCAAUGAGGGAGGCUCGGUUGUCCUGCAUGCGGGACAGGGCCUUCUCUGUUGCUGCCCCCAGACUCUGGAAUGCUCUCCCGGUAGAUAUUUGCUCCUCGGUCUCCAUCACAGCUUUUAGAAAGCAUGUUAAAUCGUGGCUUUUUACUCAGGCUUUUAUUUGAUUGUCUCUUCUGCUCCUCUUUAAACUCUGUAUUACUUUUAUGCUUUUAAAAUUUUUAAUCAGAUUUGUUUUAUAUAUUUUUUGCAUUUUAAAUUUUUAUUGAUUUUACCAUACCUUAACGAUCAGUUACACUUAAUUAAGUAAAUAUUGACUUCCCGCUUA